Molecule: messenger RNA, 6862 nt
Organism: Saccostrea cuccullata (small rock oyster)
Lineage: Eukaryota; Metazoa; Mollusca; Bivalvia; Ostreida; Ostreidae
Exons: 52
Coding region: 153-6500 (2115 amino acids)
Molecular function (GO): protein binding
Source: RefSeq, a predicted model, not a curated record
UUUGAGAUCGGGAUCGGAAGCCCGUUGAUUGUGACGUCACAGGUGUGUUGCCGGGAAGCUGGAAAAUUGGUCACUGUGUUGCAAUGGAGUGGAGAGUUUAAAUUUUGUGGCUUGAUUUGAGAAGGAAAGUCCCUUCCAGGUUAAAGGUCAGGAUGCUGGAGGAGGAGGAUCGAUGGGAUAAACUUAAGAGCUGGGCCAAUGUACAGCACGACAUCCAGACCCGCCUACAGGCCCCCGACAAGUUUGAUCAGAGUGUCUCACUCCACCAUGGUCCACAGUUGUAUCACACCCUUCGGCAUCCUUCUCACAUUAAGUGUAUGACACACUUUACCAGUAAUGUUGGGGAGAACUUUGUGACCCAUUAUAGAAUCGGGACAAUGGACCACUUCUCUGUCUGGAACAUGGAGUCUAGGGACCGAGAUGCAGCAUGUAACCAAAGAAGGUUCAACAUUGAUGCUGAGGUCACGACCCUGAUGUUUGUUCCUAAGCACAGAGUUUACCUGGGAUUUGGGUCAGAUUUAGUAAUGAGGGUCUACACGGAUGCUAUGAGUGGCUGCAAGAACGUGGGGUCAAUUCCAUGUGAUACCACCAUCUUAUGCAUGUCCUACAACAAAGACACAGAUGAGGUUUAUGCAGGGGGGAUAGGUGUUCUAGAGAAGUGGAAGUUUUCUGGGUCUGAGCACUCAGCGGUUGCUCAGAGGGGAGAGAUGUUUGAGACGGAAUUAAGAUCAGAUGAGUGGGUGAUAGAUAUCAAGGUGGAUCCUAGGAAUAAACAGAUGUUGGCUUUAACCCAUGAUGGAAUAUAUGUUGUCAGUUUUGUGAGUAUGAAACAGACACAUUUACUGCAAAACAGACAUGAGGGCUCACUCAGAUGCUGUUCGUUCUACAAACAGAGGGAGUACUUUAUAACGGGUGGUGGCGAUGGACAGGUCAAGGUAUGGAAUGCAGUGGUGUUCACACAGGUCCACGUGUUCUAUGGUCAUCGUGGACCAAUCACAGGGCUCCAGGUCCACAGUACUGACCCACUGCUCUUCUCCAGCUCCAUGGAUGGCACAGUACAAAUAUGGAGGAUGGACAACUUUAGCAAAUUCAUGCGGGUUGACUUAGGAGAUGGUAUUCAUCAGAUGAAAUUAUUGGGGGAUGAAGAAUUUUUCUGUCAAACAGAGAAGGAAAUAAGAAUUUACAAUCUGAAUCAGUUUUACACCCUGUUUGCUCCUGUAGAGUCAACCGUUUUCAAACUUCAGUUGUAUCCUAGUGUUCAUGGCCGUGCCAGUCGAGUCCUGUGUUCUACAGAGGAUGGGUCAGUCAGAUUUUUCUCCCCUGUCACUGGAGCCACAAUCACGAUUGUCUAUCCAAUGCCAACUUUCCAGGUUUUGACUUCCUUUGCAUACAACAGAGAUAAGGAGAAGUUACUGACCAUCCUACAGAAUGGAGAUGUGUUGGUGUUUGAUUGUACCACUAACCCAAGUAAAGCGGAGGAGGUGUGGCAGGCAGCCUCGGUAGAUGAGGAGGUCACUCAGCUCGCUGUCAUGGCACUGAGCUACAAGAAUUUGGAAGAUGAGGUUGUCAGAGAAAUAGUUGUUUUUGGAGGAUUAAAGAAUGGACAAGUUUCCCUUCUGGAUGCUGACUGCUGUGUAAUGGUGAAGAACCUCCAGGCACACGAAGGCACCAUCACCUGUAUGGAAGCCACCACGGAUAUUGACGACAGAGGGAAACAGAUCCUAGAAACAAACACCACCCUCGUCACCGGUGGGGAGGAAAAGUCCCUGAAGGUGUGGUCAGUAAUUGUCAAACCAGGACACUCAGGGAACAAAAUUACACUGGAACCACUAAUAAAGAUACCCUGUGCUGGUAUACCAGACCUCCUCAGUGUUUAUGAGAAUACUCUAUGUGUCACCAUCAACAGUCCUGACACUAAACUAUAUUUAAGAAUGUACAGGAUGGACGGCCGUGAUCUGGAGAACGUGUCAUCUUUACAGUUCACAGAACUUCAUCACGCCCAGGACGAGGAACACACACAGAGGAUGACGGCACUAGACAAAUGUCCUCUGUUGGGACUGUUUGCUACUGCCAGUGAAGAUGGCUAUAUCAAGGUGUGGAAUCGACACAAUCAGCUGGUCAGGGAAAUGUAUUUCGGGGAGCCUCUCUAUGGUCUCUGUUUUGCCAAUGCUCGAGGGGAUCUCCUUGUAGGAUUUCAGAGCCAUGUCUGCUUAAUUCCACUGACCAACUUCUUCCCACAAAAUUAUCUGGAGCUUAUUUCACUGCAAGAAUUCAAGGACGAUUUGAGGGAACCACCAAUACCAUACAGUUCAAAGGUCAAAUCAUGGUUUGACCCAAGCAAGCUUCCGACCUUCAGCACGACCUUGUCUAUCCGGAAUCAGGAGAAGAAGGACCCGGAUAUUGACCAGGAUAUUCUGGAGGACAUCGAGGAUCACAGUGAUUCCGAGGACAGCCUCCUCGACUCCCCCACCUACAAAAACUACCGCCUCCCAAAGUCCAAACUCAACGUCCAGGAGGAAAACCUGCUUAAAGAACUGGAAAGGAAGAGGAAGUCUGUUGUCGAACCUGAUGUGAUGCAAUACACAGAUUUUACUGAUAUUUUCAAUGAUUUAUACAAAGCUGAGGAAAGUCCGCAACCUACAGAUGUCGAGGAAGGCUUUGAAUCAGACAUAGAAGAAACACCAAGAACAAAGAAGUCCAAAAAAGAGAAAAGAAGAAAGAGUAUGUCUUCCAUUCCAAACAUCCAUCUACUGAGUCCAUUUGAGCAGGCCCUCCUAAAGAGGAAGCCAAUAAUUGCACUGGAUGGGUAUAUACCAAACUCUGUGAUCAGAAAACAGCUGAGUUAUCGUCCCCCCACCCCACCACAGCCACAGAAACGAAAGGAUGUCUGGAGACCUAAACCAGUUCCAAAGCCAAUGCCAAAGAAAGAGGUGGAAGAAGAGGAAGUCAUGGAUUUAUAUGAGCUGGCCCGCAGGUACAGAUUUGAUGCAGGAGAGUCAGACAAUGAAAGUGAGGCUGAUGAACCAAUAGUAGAACGUCCCUGUAACCGUGGCAGGAACAAAAAAAGCAAGAAGGUGAAGAAGAAGGUGGUAGAUGACUGGAGUGAUGGAAGCGAUGAUGACGAUGAGGACGAAGAAGUCAUCGAUGACUUAAUGGAGGAUGACUCGGGCGUAGAAAUGGCCGAGUCACUGGUAGGGAGUCAGUUCUCUCUGCUUGCUUCUGGCAAACCGCUUCAGAAGCCAUUAGUGUGGGGAGAACCAGAGCCCAGCACAAAGAAGUCUAUCCUCUCUCCAUGGAAGAAGAUGACAUCUAUGGUCCGUACGACGUCCAAUCUGUCCUCCACCUCCUCCAAACGAGCAUACAAACCUCCCAGUCACCGGUCAACACCCAACACUCCUACCAAAUACGAACUUCCUAGCAUUGUCAAGCACCAGCAUCAACAUCAGCAUUUUGUGAAGUCCAAGGCGUUUGACUUUGGGAAUGUUUUUGAUAUCAAAGGACCCCACCCUAAAUCAGGGGGCCCAGGGAGUCGUGAGAGGACCAAGUCCUUCAGACUGUCAAACAUGGUGGUCGACGAAGACUCCACUGAUGUCAGAUUUAAGGAGAAGGAAAACAGGAAGAAGGUGAUACAGGUCAAUGAUAUGGAGGUGAUGCACAAACUGAUGAAGGAGGACUUUUUCCGUGAUCUGAAGGGGACUCCGUCGUACGAGUCGAUUCUCCAGCAGCUACUGACCAUGCUGGACACAGACGACGCGGACCUCCACGGAAAAGUCUGUAACUACAUCCUGGAAAUCCAUGAAGAUGUUGGUAUAUCAGAUGUGUACCUAGACAGGAUUAUCAAUAAACUAUCCAAUCAGCUGACUUCAGGGAAUAUCCAAACAUCCAUACGGAAAAAUGGCCUGUCUGCUUUAUCAGUCAUCGGAAAGAGUCGACAGGAUGUCGUAGCUACCAUUCUACCCCGACUCAUCGACAGUUCGACUGACAUCCGAGAGGAAGCCGCGGAGGCCUUAGCAGCUCUCACAGGAGUGACGAACAAGACAGAGUUGUGGAACUUGAUGGAGGAGAUGGGCCUCCAGAAGACGUACAGCAGUAAGGAGGAUGAGGAGGAGGCGCUGAAGGCCCUCGCGAUGAGGCUGGACGUCCCCUACCGCCCGGACAGCUUCACUGACUGGAUCGGGGACUGGAUGGAUGAUAUGCAGAGUCCCGCCAUGUACGACGUGGAAGAUGAUCUACAGCUGAAUGAUAUAGAGAAGGCCUGGGGUGGCAGAGAGAAGAGAUGGAAACCUGAGUCCUUAUACUUAUCAGAAUCUGUCAGCAGAGCUUCCAACCGACUCAAAGAGUUGUCCUUUAUAUCUGAUAAAUCUCUAUUAGAGGAGGACAGGCUAAGUUUUCUAAGCUUCCAAAGUGAGGCUGAGGAGGACUCCCUCAGUGAUAUAUCAGAAAUGGAGGAGAACACAAAUCCCUCCCUGGAACAACCCCCGGGGCACCUGCCAGGUGGUAUUGGUGGGAUCGAGCUGUGUGUAGGGAACCAGGUCUUAAGGAUUCCAGAAAAACUCAGUCAGCUGCUCCAAGAUACAGAUCCUAAAGGCUUGUUCUCCCACAUACAAAAUCCAGGUACCGAGGAGUACACCAAUCAGAUGGCUGUGAUAGAGCAGAUACUGAGGGAGAAUCCGGACUUCAGUCUCAGUGACCUGGAGUUUGACAGUGAUCUCUCUGGUUUGACUGGGGCUGAGACUCAGGAGGAGCAAAUGAGGACUGAGGAUAGUCAAAUGAGAACACAGGAGGGUCAAGUUAGGAGCCAGGUGGGGUAUUCCUCACUACAGAAUAAACUGAAUGAUAACAAGGAGUGGCAGAAUGUAGAGAAUGCCGGGGGCACCCAAGAACAGGGAGUCCAAGUGGGAAACAAUUUAGAAUUGACUUAUGAGGAGGAAGACAGGAAUCUGCAGAAGGAGGAGCGGUCAGUUGACGGUCAGGAUGGGAAGGAUCUUGGUGGUUGGACCCCAGGGACCACAACCAGAACUAGAAUGGAUUUCAGGAAUGAACUGGAAAACUUGAAAGAAUCUGUGGACGGCCAAGGCCCCCAGUCACCAAGAAGAAUCAGCCGCGGAAGGUCUGACAAAGAAGACACAAUCUCCACUCAGAAUGAUGGCUCUGGUCACAGUUACAAUUCAGAAAUGGAGGACUGGUUUGACCCCCGUGACCCUCACCUGCAUAGGUACUACAGGAACCAGUACAAGAGACCGGGCAGUGGUAGGCCCAUUGUUGGGAAGCGAGGAGGAGCUCUUGAUCGGUUUGGAAGACUUGGAGAUGUUUCUGAUGUUGAUGGUCACCUGAGGUCUCAGGGAGAGUUAGAUUCCAGUAUCACUCAGCCUGAGGACAUUACUACAGAUUCUAUGAGUGGUCAGGACUCUGGUAUUGGGGGAGAACUCUCUGUGUCUACCACCUCAAGGUCAAGUAAAGGUCAACUGGUCAGUUCCCAUCCCUCCUUUUUAUCUACUGAGAGAAGUCAAGGACAUUCAAGCAAAGGGGUUGGUAGGAAGCGUUCCAAGCUGUCUGAUUGGAGCAGAACACAGCUGUCUCCAGUGAAAUCCAGCAGUUCUCUACACAAGUCGGCCAUGUCUACACCUAGAUUCAGCAGAGAUUGGCAGAAAUUUUUCAACACUCCUACUGCCCAGGAAAGGAAGCGCAUGGAUAUGGUUAAGAAAGAUUUCACAGAGGGGAAAGUGAAGCAUCCUGUAUCAGCCACCAUCAACUACAUCUCUGAUGACCUGCCCAUGUUACCCGGAGAGGCGGGGCUCAGGUUACUACACAAAGUAAAGGUUGGAGAGAAAGUGGAUGAAAAACAUGAGCAAAGGCAUCAAGUGGAAGCCAUACCAGGAAAACUGAGUUCACAAACAAAGAAUGAAAACCAUGGCCAGGCACAGUAUGGCAUCCUGAGUAUGCAGUGGAUCACAGACAUUCCUGUUACAAACGCUCCCUAUGUAUCCACCCCUCGAUUUCAACCUAGAUCUGAGGCAGGUUCAUCAAUGUCUCAGGUCACAGAGAGGUCACAGGAUGCUUACACGGUGAAAUCCAUGGGCAGAGAAACCUCACGUCUUCCAAGACUUGCUCAAAAAUAUUCCAAACUUAAUGUAUCCAGCAGAGAAAAAUCAAGAAGGGAUACGGAUGAUGAGUCCUUUUAUUUACCCUCAAUCCCUGGUGCCUACACACCUGAUUUUGUGUGGGAACACCCCCUACCACCCCCACCUCCCCGUGAAUCCAGGACAAAUGUAGCAUCCAUCAAUAAACAGCAAGAAGAAUACUACAAAUACUAUUCUUUAAUAAAGCGCAACAUGCAGAAAUAUACCUCUAAUGUGCCAUCACUACCCAAGGUCGACAUAAAGCAAGCUAUACCCACCUCUAAACUACAGAAAAGUUUAACCAAGAUGUCCAAGUUAUCCCGAGGUCCCAGUCUGUUCUUCCCUAGAAUCACACUUAAUCAGCUGAUCUCCUCCACAUGAUGAUUAUAGGGCAGAGUGUGAGAUUCCGUCAGACAGUUUCUUUUAUGUACUUGAUUUACUUCAAACGUUUACUUCCAACUUUCAGGAGACCAUUUUAUUUCUGUAGAUCUCAGUUACAUUCAUUUGUUAUAGUUUUUUCUUGUUCAUUGUUAAUGUAGCAGAUUUGCAUUGCUUCUGUAAAUCCAUUUUUUGUUGAACAUCAAGAAUGUGACAGAGGACUGUUGUAAAGGCUGCUUCAUUCAAAUUCUUGCAUGUGUAAAAGAAAAGGCAGAGGGAGAACAAUAGACCUAUUUAGGACACUUCCUUUGAAAUCUGUUUUUUAAGUUAUAUUUAAUUAUUGUUAUUAAAUUCUGUUUGUUGAU